AUCAAAACCGGUGUAUUUUUCUCCAUAAAAGUUUUAUUUAUAUUUAUAGCUUUUGGUUUAAAAUUUUAAUCAGUUUCGCCAUUUAAAAAAAAUGGGAAUCCGUGGAUUAAAAACAUUUCUGGAGCGUGAAAAACAAACUCGUCCAAUAAACAUUGGUGAUGAGGUGAUCAAAUGGAAAAGAGCAAAUCCUGGCCGAACACCGAUAAUAGUCAUUGAUUUCUUGAGUUUAACAAAUGGAGUGGUAAAAAAGGAUGAAGAUAUCAUUUGUGGUGGACGACAUAAAAUUGCAUUGAAUCGUUGGAAGGAAUUGUUGAAUGCGUUAAAGGGAACUGGAAGUGAGUUGGUGUUUUUUAGUGAUUUAACUAUUCAAGAAGGAAAAAUUGAUGAAUGGCUAUUGAGACGUGAUGAAGAAUUCGAAGUGUACACAGAAGUUUAUGACUUAAUCAGCAGCGGCAUACCAUUGUCAGAAGUCGUGGCCAACCAAACGAAUCGAAAAGCUUUAACAUCAACAUUCUAUGGAAUGGCAAUUAUAGCACAAAAUUAUGGUCAAUUUCAUUAUUCAAUCAGACACGAAUGUGAUUUAGAGAUUGCACAGUAUGCCAAACGUAACGGAGCCUUAGCUGUGAUAUCGAAUGACACGGAUUUUCUCAUAUUUGAUGGUGAAUGGAGAUUUUGGUCGUCUCAAGAUAUAAAAAUCAUUCAUUCAAAUCGACUAAAAACCAUUGAAUUUAAUCGAAACGGAAUCGCUAAUAUUUGUUCACUUGCAACUUAUCAAUUGCCAUUAUUUUCAACAUUAUUAGCAAAUGAUUUUACACACAUCUAUUACAAUCAAUUGGCUCGAUUUUAUUGCACCAUGGGACCAAUGAAAUAUCGAAUUAAAAAUGUUGCACGCUAUGUACGGCGGGUUGGCCAUGUCAAUCUCAAUGAUUCGGACAUCACACAAAUCAUUCAGCAUGUUUUUGGUUACAUUGAUGAUGAUCUUCAACGAGUGUUCAGACAGAGUCUAAACGCAUAUAAUACCGACUUUCCGGCAAUACACAUUGAUGAUCCACUAGAAAAAAAACUGCUUCUAACAAAAAUGUAUAGACCAUAUAUGUCAAACUUGAGCUCUAUUAAUGGUUUUACGCUGCCUUAUUAUGAUAUGCGAGGCUCUGCAACAAAUACCAUCAGUUUUUCAAUGAUGCUCAUCCAUUGGAUUCAACGCAGAAAAGGCAUUUUAAGACAAACGUCAAAGGAAUCACAAACUUUCUUGGUGCUCGCAAAGAAGGAGAUCAAUCAACAUUUCAUGGCACAUUCGGAAGAACCUAUUUAUCCGGAAUUUGCACUGCCCACUUUGAACCAAUUAUAUCUGGACGAUGAGUCGAAUAUUAUUGAAACUAAAUGGAACAUUUUUGGAUGGAUUAUGUCAUUUUCAGACGAUGUGAUUUCUUUGAUCAAAAAUGUACCAAAAGAUUUUCUACUUAUCAUCUGUAUAUUGACGCCAUUGGUGAAGAAUGGGCUAAUCAGUAUCGAAGAAGCUGAUGGAAUUCUUUAUACAGAGAGUAUGGUUUACGCAAAUGUCGCAGCGAAUGUUGAAUAUCCAGCUGUACUUGUACCUAAGUAUGUUCGUGCCGCUCACCUUUAUAACAUCACUUUUGCGCAUGUAAGGAACAAUUUUGCCAUUGCCGGACUUUUAUCGCAUGUUCAGGAAUGUUUGCAGUUUGAUGGUGUGUAUUUUCAGAAAUUGAUGGAAAAUGUUACCAAAAUGAGCUCAGCCGAACGAGAAAUUUUAUUUACUCCUAUAAAAAAGUACAGGAUUUAUACAUAUAUAUAAAACUUACGUUGUUAUCUAUUUUAAUCGAUUGUUUUCGAAAAAUAAAAGGACGAGGUGUUACAUA
This is a messenger RNA of Contarinia nasturtii (swede midge), 1877 nucleotides long. RefSeq lists its product as uncharacterized. The transcript is spliced from 5 exons. The record is from RefSeq and is a predicted model, not a curated record. Gene Ontology annotation, cellular component: nucleus. Lineage: Eukaryota; Metazoa; Arthropoda; Insecta; Diptera; Cecidomyiidae. Bases 92 to 1813 code for a protein of 573 amino acids.